AUGUCAAAAAUAUCCAAACCUAAGUCAAAAAGUGGUUACCAUAAAAAAAAGUAAUUUAUAAGGCAUUUUUAUAUUAAAAAAUUACUGUAAUUUACCUUUUGUGGUAAUUUUAAUCCCUCAAAAAGUAGCUUAAGAAUGGAAGCUUAUACCCCGACCCCUUCCAAUAUCCACAAGGUCAGAAGUCUUCAGAACUUUUCCACCCCGACAGCUCAGAAGAAAAAUGUACAAAUAGGAGAUUUUAGAAACAAAACUUACUUGUCGUAUCAGCCGGAUUCGCUUAUCCACACUCCUGAGCUGGGCCAGAGUAUUUUUAAGCCUCGAAAGCUGCCGAAACUGUCAAUUAACAACCCAGUUUUUAAAAACCAGCCUGCAAACUCAGCCCCUGAAAAAGAAAAAACCUCCCAGAGCUCAAGCAGGCUGAAACCAUAUUUGAGGCAAAAAACAAACAUUUCAGUAAAUUCUGCUAUAAAAAACCAUGUAAUUUCAUGCACUUAUAAAUCAAGGACUGGAGAAUCUUUGGGGAAGCCAAAAGUCUUUAACCAAGACUCCUUUAUAGUUAAAUCAGGGCUAAAAGGGGUUAAAGGGCAGUAUCUGUUUGGGAUCUGUGACGGGCAUGGACCAGCUGGUCAUGAGGUGUCACGGUUUAUAAAGGAAAAAUUCCCAAUUAUUUUUGAUGGAAAAUUUACUGUCAAAAACCCUGAUCAUGGGCAGAUAAAAGAAAUACUGGGAAGCUCAAUAAGGGAGCUUGCUAAAAAUAUUGAUAAUAGUAAAAUUGAUGUGGAAAGCAGCGGAAGCACCUUGAACUCUGUUUUUAUUAGUGGGGAUAAAGUAGUCUGUGGGAAUAUAGGGGAUUCAAGAGCUGUGAUUGGGACUUUUAAAGAGAGAUGGCUGUGGAAAGAACUGUCUAGAGACCACAAACCUAGCGAAGAAGACGAAAAAGAAAGAAUCAUCAGUGCUAACGGUAGGGUUGAGCCAAGAAACAUUCAAGGUCACGACGUAGGGCCUGAAAGAGUGUGGCUUGAAAAUCUAGGAAUGCCAGGCCUUGCUGUAUCCAGAUCAAUCGGUGACCGAAUUGCCCACAGAAUUGGUGUCAGCUCAGUCCCAGAGUUCACAGACCACUGAAUUGUCCCAGAAGACAAGUUUAUCAUUAUCGCCAGUGACGGGAUUUGGGAGUUCAUUUCUAGUGAAGAAGCUGUAAAUAUAGUAGGGAACACUUGAUACGCCGGCAAAAGCGACAAAUGCUGCGAAGUCCUUGUAAAUGAAGCUGUAGAUCGAUGGAGCGAGCAUGGGAAUAAUGUAGACGAUAUCACCAUUCUUAUUAUUUUUCUUAAUCCCCCUCCGUAAGAGAACAAAACCAUUGGAAAAAUCCUAUUUUUGCCAAAAAACAUCCUACAUGAGCGAGUAAAAAAUUUUUUAUGAAAUAUAAGUGAUAAUUAUUGUAAUGAAAUUAAACACCUUGCAUUUUAAAACAUAAAUUUUACAUUAAAUUAAUAUCUGCUUUAAAAUUAUUCGAAUUGGGAUUUUUUAAAUUUUGAAAAAGAAAAUUUACUAUAAAUUUUUAAAAAAAUUAACCAUCUCUAUGAGCAACACAAAUUUUUUUGUUCGCUUGCGGAGGGGAGUUAGUUUCUCUAAUAAGAGGUGAGGGGACCAUAAUUAA
Messenger RNA from Blepharisma stoltei, 1657 nucleotides. NCBI's taxonomy places the organism in Eukaryota, Ciliophora, Heterotrichea, Heterotrichida, Blepharismidae. The record is from the annotation of a GenBank genome assembly.